AUGGCUGAAAGAUUCAGUGGUUCAUUCAACAAUUUAUUUAGUUCUCCAAAUACAGAGGGAAAUUUAAACUCUCAAAAUUCUCAAUCGCGUUCUCUUCCCAAUCUUCAUCCGUCUCAAUUUGUUUAUGCAACUCAAUUUUCACAAAAUACUCCCACUGGUUCGAAUUUUGUUCCUCAUGCUCCGUGUUUCAUGUUUCCAUCUGAUUAUGCUUCAAUGGGUGGUCAGUUUAUGAUGCAACCUCCUUCUCAAGUAUUUACUACUCCAUCUCCAUCAAGCAUGUCGUUGAAUGAAUCUCGACAGGUGAGUCUGGGAGGAUCUGGAUCCGAUAGAGAGCUCCCAACACCAAUUUCAAUGCUAUGCUCACAAUUUCCACCACAUUCGACGACACCUAGGAUAGAAAAUAUUAACAUCGAGGAUGAUGAGGAGGAUGACAAAGAAAUGAAUGUCUCUCGUAAUAGAGCUAAGGUGAUGUGGUCAAUUGCUGAGGAGAAGUGUCAUGCAAGAGCUUGGGGAACUAUUACCAAUGACCCAAAAGUUGGUAAUGCACAAAAGAAUAAGUAUUUUUGGCAACGUACCACCACGUACUAUAAUGAUAAUCAGCCUACGGGUAUCACAGCAAGAGAAUGGGCAUCGAUAAAGUCACAUUACUAUCGGGUUAUGCCUGAUAUUGGUAAGUUCUCAGGAUGGUACAAUAAUUUCUUCAACAAUCGGGCUAGUGGUGAAAGUGACGCUGAUGUUUUAGCCGCUAUACAUGAUAUGUCGAAAAAGGUAUACAAGAAUAAGGCUUUCAAGUAUGAACACGUAUGGAAAAUUAUAACAGAGUGCGAGAAAUGGGCUCCCCAAUCUCUUAGUCGUCAUGCUGACAAGAAGGCGAGGACUUCCGAAUUAGGAGCACAUACUUCUUCAGCCAAUUCGGAUACUGAUGGUGACUUUGAAAUUCGCUCACAUCCAAUAGGGCAACAGAAGGCGAAAAGAAAGAAUAAAGCCAGAGUUACAGAAGACGAAGACUUCAGCAUGAAAUGGGAACAAAUGCAACAAUAUCAAAAGGAAAAAUUGGCGCUUAAGGAACUCGAGCUAAAGCAAAAGGAUUAUGAUAUGAUUAUGAAAGAUACGAGUGGAAUGACAGAAACACAACUUCAUUGGCAUAUGAAAAUAGUUGAAGAAAUUACAAAGAGACGUGACCUACAAUAG
Molecule: messenger RNA, 1191 nt
Organism: Zingiber officinale
Lineage: Eukaryota; Viridiplantae; Streptophyta; Magnoliopsida; Zingiberales; Zingiberaceae
Product: glutathione S-transferase T3-like
Exons: 1
Coding region: 1-1191 (396 amino acids)
Source: RefSeq, a predicted model, not a curated record